AUGUCUGCCGCCCAGCUCGCCGCAUUCCAGGAGCUCAUCCGUUCUUUACGGGACCUCAAGUUCUCUGGCUACACUUGCGGCGCUGGGAUGGUUGUUCUCCUUUACGACUUUAUCUUGACCAUGCCAGAGGAGAUCAAGUAUGUCUGGGCCAGUAAGCAGCGCUUAUCCAUGGUCAGAGCAAUGUAUUUUUGGAACCGUUACUUUAUUCCUCCAUGGAUCAUUGUCGCCAACUUUAAUCUCUCUGGACUGAGGGGUCCUCUGACCAAUCAAUUGUAUGUUUGCAAGGUCUUCGUUCCUUCGCUUGCUAUCGUGCAAGGCGUCUCUAUCGCCAUUGGUAUACAACUGCUUGCCCUGCGCGUCCUAGCGCUGUAUAAGAACAACAAAAUAGUUCGGCUCGGCCUUUAUACCUACUUGGCUGCAUGUCACAUCACGCUGCUCAUAAUCACCGCUUUGACUAUGAAGAACUUUGUUCGCGAGUACUCCUUCCUCAUGUAUCUUCCUAUUACCAAUAGCUGCUACACAAUCCCGGACCCCCUAAUUAGAUAUGUCUACAUACCUCCCAUUGCCGCGGAAUGCGGUAUCAUGAUCCUUCAGGUUGCCAAUCACAUUUAUCGACGGCGACAACGGACAUUUUUACAUACGCCCUUGAUAUCAACUCUAUACAGAGACGGGUAUCUAUGGUUUGGAUGCGUUAUCAGUGUCAGAUUGCUAUGUCUCUUCAUGUACCAAUUCGGGCCCGUCAGUUUAUGGCAAAUCGCGAACCAGGCCGACUUUUCUCUUUCUACCGCGCUGAUUUCCCGAUUCUUCCUCCAACUCCGCGGAGCGAUCGAUAGCGACGAUGAAGAUAUGACACUGGCGCCACGAAUAAGCGCGCGGUCCAACUCCCAACACGUACAAAUACAUUCCACUGUUCGCGUCGAUAAUGGACGGAUAGAUUCGCCGCUCCCACUCCAAGAGCUACGGAGAUUCAAGCCGACUCGAAUAUGA
Serendipita indica DSM 11827 is the source of this 987-nucleotide messenger RNA. The record is from the annotation of a GenBank genome assembly. NCBI's taxonomy places the organism in Eukaryota, Fungi, Basidiomycota, Agaricomycetes, Sebacinales, Serendipitaceae.